Molecule: messenger RNA, 2070 nt
Organism: Linnemannia hyalina
Lineage: Eukaryota; Fungi; Mortierellomycota; Mortierellomycetes; Mortierellales; Mortierellaceae
Source: the annotation of a GenBank genome assembly
AUGGAUAUCCCAGAGAUCAGGGCCCUGAUCGCAGAGCACAUGGAGCUUGACACAUUGUGCUCCGCAGCACUAAUCUGCAGAACCUGGCGCGAUACCUGUAUGCCCUUGAUCUGGAACAACAUCUCCUGGACCUCCCAGGUUCACGAGCGGCCGACGCCUGAGGCGCUGCUUGUUAAUGCGCACCUUGUUCGGACGGUUACCAUUUUCACGAUGAGGCUUGAUGGUUCCAAAAGCAAUAGCAGUGGUGGUGGUGGAGAUGGUGGAGAUGGUGGAGACGGAGGUGGAGAAGUAGAAGCAGGAAUAGGAGAAGGAUCAGGGGCGGAAACGGCAGCAGCAGCCGUCGGCGGAGAAGUAGUAGCAGACGAAGAGGCAAUGGAUACAGGAGAAGCAAGGAAAACGGAUACUAAAGCGACAACAAAGGCUGAAAAAGAGUUCCCGUUUGCGCCGUGUCGGAGGAUCGAGGAACUCAACCUACAGCUCAACAUCCGGCAGGCUCUGUUAUGGGAUAACCUCACAGAUCUCGUCCAACACAACCCAGGACUCAAGACCCUAUCCGUCUUUCUUUCCGGCGUGCCUCCAACUCUCGAGUUCAUGCAAGCCCUGGCACGUACCAACACCCUCUCAGCACCAUCCUCACCAUCAAGCACAUACACAUCGCCAUCAUCCUCACACGGCUCAGGAACAGGAAGCGGGGGAGGACUGAGGACGUUCAUGACAAUGUUCCUCGACUUGAACAAAGAUACCACAGAAGCCCUCCUUGACCUCGCCACAAGACUCGAAUCCCUUCAACUCAACGGCGCCACAACCGUCGACCCCGGAUCCCUCGACCGCUGGCCCAUCUUCCCAAACCUCGUCGUCCUUAAACUCGGCCUCAGCUCCGGAAUCACCCCACAUCAUCAACUCCAGAUCAUUCAACGGUGUCCACAAUUACAGUCUUUGGCAUGGGAUCUUGAGGAAUCUGCAGCGACAGGACCCCUGACGUAUGAUGGACCGCAGAACCCAACCCCGGAUACGACGGCUUAUUAUAAUUAUCGGUUCCCAACCACGUCGGUGUGUCAGUUAUUUGAGCCGGAGUUCUGUCCGCUGUUGGAGAAGCUGUCGAUUACUUAUCCGGCGCUUUCUGAUCGCGAGUUGGCAAGGGUUGUGGAGGCGUGUCCCAGGUUGACGUUGUUUGAGGUGUUUGAGACCGGAUUUGGGGCGAGGGCUUUUCAGGCCAUGACGAGGCAUUUUGCGCAUUUGACGAGGUUGGAUAUUAGGAGGUGUUCGGGAGUUACCAGCCCUAUGGCGCAGCAGAUUUUGACGUCUUGUAGAAGAUUGGUUUUCUUUUGUGGAGAUGCCCUUCACGCUCGGGAUAUCGUCGGUUUUCAACCUCAGCAACAACUUCAGGAAACCAACGCCGACGGAACGGUACAGCCAUCGCAGGAACAACAACUCCAACCCCAGGACUGGGUGUGCACAGACCUAACCUGGUUAACACUCUAUAUCUGCGGUCUCGAAAACGCCCCUCCCACAUGGCUCCCCAUAGUCCUAACCCAACUCGCCCGCCUAACCUCCCUCGACUUCCUCACAAUCUCCCCCACGGGCCCCGAAUUCGACGGAACCAAGGACGGACUCCCCCUCUCCCUCUCCUCAGGCCUCUCCACCCUUUCCACCCUCACAAACCUGGAACGCUUCUGUUUCCAUGGACUGGCCCAAGAGAUGCAAGAAGCAGAUGUCCAAUGGAUGGUCGACUAUUGGCCGCGGCUGGUGAGGGUUGAAGGGGUUGUGCACCCAGAGAGGGAGAGCCGGAUGGUGCUUGAGCCGAUUUUAAGGAGGGAGGGCAUUGAGGUUUGCGGGUACUUUGGGGAUGAUGACGAGGAUGUGUUGGGGCUGCAUGUUAUUGUGUCUGAGGAUGAGGAUGGGGAGCAGAUUGAUUUUGGAGGAAUGGAGGAGGAUAUGUUGGUCGAGGAGGACGAGGAGGCGGCUAUGGAAGGGUUAGUCGAUACUGCUGAUCAACCUGCUGAAUUUCAACCUAUGGAGGGAGCUCCUCCAGCACCACCAGGUCCUCAAGAAGACCAGGACCAAGCUUAG